ACUCUCUGCUCGUUGUAGUAGUUGUCGCAGUGAGCUUACACAAACUCACACACUCUUUUUCUAAGCUUCCGCAGCCACCACAGUGCUACUUCAAGAGCAAGCGAGAGAGAAAUGAUAGCUUCGUUGAGCUAAUCGCCGGAGGAAUUCGCCGUUUCCUUGCCGGAAAUUCGAGAUCUCACAAUCUCCGACGAAUUAGAUAGCUCUCUUUUUUCUUCUUAGUGGAAGGUCGGGUUAGGUUAGGGUUUAUAGGCUAUUUGUAUUUAUGGCUUCGGAGGAUGUGAAGACCGGCGAAUCCGCUGUAACGAAGAUCGUAAAUCUGGCGGAGGAGGCGAAGCUCGCCAGAGAAGGCGUGGUCAAGUCUCCCAACCAUGCUCUCGCGAGCAUCUGCAAGUCUCUCGUCGCCGGUGGAGUCGCCGGAGGAGUAUCACGAACAGCAGUUGCUCCCCUGGAACGGUUGAAAAUUUUGCUACAGGUCCAGAAUCCUCAUAGCAUAAAAUACAAUGGAACAAUACAAGGCCUAAAAUAUAUAUGGAGAACUGAAGGUUUCCGUGGACUGUUCAAAGGGAAUGGCACUAAUUGUGCUCGAAUCGUCCCUAAUUCUGCUGUGAAGUUCUUCAGUUACGAGCAAGCUUCUAAAGGUAUACUGCAUUUGUAUCGGCAGCAAACUGGAAAUGAGGAUGCUCAGCUGACUCCUGUUUUACGUCUUGGAGCUGGAGCAUGUGCUGGAAUAAUUGCUAUGUCUGCAACUUAUCCAAUGGACAUGGUUCGAGGCAGGAUAACUGUACAGACUGAGAAAUCCCCUUAUCAGUACAGAGGAAUGUUCCAUGCUUUGUCAACUGUGCUUCGGGAAGAAGGUCCGCGUGCUUUAUAUAAGGGCUGGCUUCCUUCAGUAAUUGGAGUUAUUCCUUAUGUAGGUCUCAACUUUGCUGUCUAUGAGUCUCUCAAAGACUGGUUAAUUACAUCCAAACCAUUUGGUAUAGUUAAAGAUUCUGAGUUGAGUGUGACAACACGCCUGGCUUGUGGUGCCGUUGCUGGGACCAUUGGACAAACUGUUGCUUACCCUCUUGAUGUCAUUCGUCGGAGAAUGCAGAUGGUGGGUUGGAACCAUGCUGCUUCUGUUCUAACUGGUGAUGGAAGAGGCAAAGUCCCGCUCGAAUACACUGGAAUGGUCGAUGCAUUUAGGAAAACUGUUCGGCAUGAGGGAUUUGGUGCAUUAUACAAGGGUCUGGUACCCAAUUCUGUAAAGGUGGUCCCAUCCAUAGCGAUUGCAUUUGUAACAUAUGAGAUGGUGAAGGACAUUUUAGGAGUUGAGAUCAGAAUAUCAGAUUAAAGUUUGAUAACCACAUGAUAUCUGUUUACCAGGUGUGGUUUUUUCUUUUUGUAGGCAAGGGGAUGCAGAGAUGGUAACUUACAGUAAUUUUCUUGUUUUUCAUCUUUCCAACGAUGAGUUUAGAAACUCUAGAUCUAGUGUCCAUAAAUUUUAUUCCCUUGUUCCUAUUUGUUUUCCUUGUGGUGCUGUAGUUUUCAGCUUCUUAUUCAUCUUCUAUGUCAAUAAGUGUUGUGGAAAAACAAUGCAAGGACAUAUCUGCCUAGCUUUAUGCACUAGUUAAGAAAGCAUUUUUCUUAGUGGAAUUUGUAAUGACUGAUAUUUGUGUUCUCCCUACCCUGUCCCAAUCCAUAGAAAAAAUAUACCAUUUGAAUGAAUGUAUUAAAACUUUUGCAUUGCUGUGUGCAUGUUUCUAAGC
Messenger RNA from Gastrolobium bilobum, 1745 nucleotides. RefSeq names its product mitochondrial adenine nucleotide transporter ADNT1-like. The transcript is spliced from 8 exons. The record is from RefSeq and is a predicted model, not a curated record. Gene Ontology annotation, biological process: transmembrane transport. Lineage: Eukaryota; Viridiplantae; Streptophyta; Magnoliopsida; Fabales; Fabaceae. The coding region runs from base 263 to 1330 and encodes 355 amino acids.